AUGGAAUCCCAAACUGACCCGGUAAAUCCUGGCUUGGAGGCUACCAGGGAUACUGGGACGAGUGCGAAACGUGCAAUCGAAAAGGAGAUGAGCCAGUCGUGGGGAAAACUCGUAGAAAAGAGUGAAGAGCUCAAUAAAACCUAUACAUCUGUGGCCAAACUGGAAGACAAGCGCGAUCCUAAGAGCGAAGAUAAUAUGAUGGAUGAGGGUGAAACUAUCGCCCAGUUGAUAGAAACAGUCAAAGAGUACAUUGCGAAAGAGGAAAGAAACCAGGAGCCUGAUGCACAAAAGCAAGUGGAUGAGGUAGAUGGAGAAGGGGGGCGGGGACAAAGAGAUAGAGAAGGCCAAGAGGAAGAUAAAGCGGGAGGAAUGGAGAGAAAAGACACCAGUCGAGGCCAAGGAAUUGACGAAAGGCAAUAA
Fusarium fujikuroi IMI 58289 is the source of this 420-nucleotide messenger RNA. RefSeq lists its product as uncharacterized. The transcript has a single exon. Bases 1 to 420 code for a protein of 139 amino acids. The record is from RefSeq and is a predicted model, not a curated record. NCBI's taxonomy places the organism in Eukaryota, Fungi, Ascomycota, Sordariomycetes, Hypocreales, Nectriaceae.